Sodiomyces alkalinus F11 is the source of this 1118-nucleotide messenger RNA. RefSeq names its product NAD(P)-binding protein. Lineage: Eukaryota; Fungi; Ascomycota; Sordariomycetes; Glomerellales; Plectosphaerellaceae. The coding region runs from base 195 to 1013 and encodes 272 amino acids. The transcript is spliced from 5 exons. Gene Ontology annotation, molecular function: oxidoreductase activity, acting on the CH-OH group of donors, NAD or NADP as acceptor. The record is from RefSeq and is a predicted model, not a curated record.
AUUACCAAUCAUCCAGAAAGCUACCAGUCCAAUAUGAGCUUCUUUCACGAUCAGGACGGUGAUAAAAGGCGACCAAACAUCAGGUUUAUAGGCUCUUGUUUCUUUUGUUCGUUAGACAUCUUACUCCUUCUCUACAAACGUAUAGCCGAUUCACCAACUCACCACCAAUUCCUUCGAUUUCCAUAUACCCCACAAUGGCCAGCUACGUCGUCACCGGUGUUUCCAAGGGUCUCGGGUACGGUUUCCUUACCGUCCUGUCCCGGGAUCCGAGCAGCACCGUCAUCGGCAUCGUUCGGAACAAACCCGCCACCCUUCAGAAGAUCUCGGAGGAUGCGGAGCUGAAGGAUCGUUCCAACAUUCACAUCCUGGAAGGCGAUAUGACCGAGUACGCGACUCUCAAGAAAGCCGCUGCCGAAGCCGCCGAGAUCACCGGCGGAAAAGUGGACUACCUGAUUGCCAACGCGGGUCUCGUGUCGCUGUUUGAUGCCUACGAUCCCAUUGGAGCUCUGGGUGACCGGCCCGAGGAGGUCGACCAGACCUUGAAGACCUUGUACAACGUCAACGUCAUCGGCAACGUCCACCUCUACCACCUCUUCAUGCCCAUGAUCCUCAAGGGCAACGCCAAGAAGGUCGUGGUCAUUUCCAGCGGCUUCGCCGACGCCGAGUUCACCAACAAGUACGACGUCGAGCCCGGCUCUCUCUACGCCUCCAGCAAGGCCGCCAUGAACAUGAUCACCGCCAAGUUCAGCGCCCAGUACAAGAAGGACGGCGUUCUCUUCCUGAGCGUCUGCCCCGGUGUCGUGGACGUGGGCCACUACAAGGACGCCACCCCGGCGCAAAUGCAAAACGUUGGCGCUCUGAUGACCAAGUUCCUCGAGUACGCCCCUCACUUCAAGGGCCCAGAUACCCCCGUGCAAUCCGCCGAGGCGGUCAAGUCGGUCUGGGAGAAUGCGACCUUCGAGAAGGAGGGCGGCGACUUCCUUUCUCACUUUGGCAACAAGCAGUGGCUGUAAGCUAGCGAAGCUCAGAAUAGGAAGUUCGGGUGGGGGAGUAAGGAAACGUCAACAUUCAUAGAUACUGGACUAGUAUAUAGCGAACAUGCAGUUUUUUUCUUUCAC